AUGACAACAGCUGGGCCAGAUUUUGAACGUGCACCAACGUGUAGCGAUGAACCGAAUAUUCUCUAUGCCUGGGGUAGGGAUGCCCCUGAACUGCAUCUUCCCAAAGGCGUAGGUUUCAAAGUUGGCGGUGAUACGGGUAUCCAGUACAUUGUACUACAAGUACAUUACAUGACCAGACUUGGACCUGAUUAUUCCGGUGUGGCGAUCGAAUCAACCGUUGAGCCGAUGGAAAAGAGAGCGUCAACCCUUCUGAUGGUCACUGGAGGGACGCUGCCGCCCAAUGCUAAAGAAACAUUCGAAACGGCAUGCGUUAUUGACGAGGAUAUUGAAAUGCACCCAUUUGCAUUUCGCCCUCACACUCAUCGUCAUGGCGAAAUGGUUAGCUUCUGCAUAUUUUUCAGCCCGACAAAUUACUACCUCCCUCCCUCUUCGAAAAGAAGUUGAGU
Messenger RNA from Gongylonema pulchrum, 446 nucleotides. Lineage: Eukaryota; Metazoa; Nematoda; Chromadorea; Rhabditida; Gongylonematidae. The record is from the annotation of a GenBank genome assembly.